Molecule: messenger RNA, 1311 nt
Organism: Diaporthe batatas
Lineage: Eukaryota; Fungi; Ascomycota; Sordariomycetes; Diaporthales; Diaporthaceae
Exons: 2
Coding region: 1-759 (252 amino acids)
Biological process (GO): intracellular protein transport
Cellular component (GO): mitochondrial outer membrane
Source: RefSeq, a predicted model, not a curated record
AUGGAUUUUAGAAGAAUCCACUCCCGCUGGGAGUACCUUUUCCGCCAGCGUGAAGCUCAACCAGAGAAACCAAGCCUCGCCCAACUCUACACCUUCCCCCUCAAUUUCCAGUUCGCGAUCGAGGACGGCCUCUUCAGACAAGACCUUGCCGACCAGCAAACGGUUCCGCAGCAAGCGAACCCGCCGUCCAAGCCGACCGAAUCCGCCGUCGAGACCGACGACGUCGACUCUGACUACGACUUUCUCGUCGACGACUUUGAAGCCGAAGCCAAGAUGGUGCAGCUCGUCGAGGUUGAGGACGAGCACUUCCAGCACGCCCAGGAGGGCCCUGUUGAGGACGAUGGCGACUUCACAGAUACUGACUCGGAAAUCUCGAACGACUCCGACUACGACCCCUCGCAAGAGACCCUGGCAGAGCGCAUCUCGGCCCUGCGCGACAUCGUCCCGCCGACCACGCGCGCCUGGUUCUGGAACAAGUACCAGGCCACCCACCGCGUCGUCAAGGGCGUCAUCUUCUUCGCCGGCCGCUCCAUGUGGUCCAUCUCCGUCUCCGCCCUGCUGAUCGGCGUCCCCUUUGCCCUGUGCUGGGCCGAGGAGCAGCAGGUCAUCGCCAUGGAGCAGGAGGCCCGCAUGCGCGAGAUGGGCGCCGACGUCCUGACCGCUGGCGGUGGUGCCGGCGGCGAGGGCAGCACCGCCGACCUCGUCGGCCAGCACCUGGGCAAGGAGGGCGGUGUCGAGGUCAAGGCUGCCGGCCUCUGAGCGGCUUGACUGGUUGGUCUUUCUUUGUUCACUCCAUCAUGGGGGGAUACGACAGACGGAAAGCGAGGCCUGCUGUGGUGAAGCCCUCGGGGAGGCAAGGUUUGCAUCAUCGCACUGUACAAAAAAGGACAUCUUCGGCAAGGGCACGGGCAACGAACGGAUGGAUUGGUUCUACUCGCCCACCACUUGCACAACGACUUUGCAUCUGAGAGCACGCUUUCAUGAAUCGGCGGUAAUGACGGCAGCGGAAGCACAAGGAGUCUCUCAUGGCUGGCGGACGAUCACGAGAUGUCGUGGCAGGUUUCUCCUCAACAAAUGCGUGUUUGUACAUUAGCCGAGAGCCUGCUCUGCAAUAGCAACCAGGCAAAGGUUCAAAACGGGGGGGCGGCUUUUAGAACUCUCAUCUCUCCCAAGACGGGGCUGCGAGAUGGUUUCUCGUGUUCCAUAGCCUUUCUUCUUCUCUAUUUCCUCCUGUCUUUGCAUGGACACGCCUCAGUCCGGUUUGGAGUACCGGCUGAAGGUAAAAUGACAAAUGGAAAUGGAAUCAUGAUG